GACGCCGAUGUACAAAUCCUUUUAGCCCGUUAGCUUUAGCAGCUCUGCUGUGAUUCCGUACUAUUUAUUUAUUUUAUAUUUUAAUCCCAUAUUAAAGGCGGGUUAUGGCGGGUGUGUUAGAUGCACUGUGGGAGGAUAGAGAUGUACGAUUUGACAUCACACCGCAACAGAUGAAGACCAGGCCUGGUGAGGUGCUUAUCGACUGCUUAGACUCUAUUGAAGAUACAAAAGGAAACAAUGGUGAUAGAGGAAGACUGUUAGUGACCAAUUUAAGAAUCAUUUGGCAUUCUGUCGCCUUACCAAGGGUUAACUUAUCUGUGGGAUACAACUCUGUCAUAAACAUCACCACAAGAACAGCAAACUCAAAAUUGAGGGGGCAGACUGAAGCUCUUUACAUCUUGACUAAAUCAAACAACACAAGAUUUGAGUUCAUCUUUACCAACGUUAUUCCUGGAAGCCCGAGACUCUUCACAUCUGUCAUUGCUGUGCACAGAGCUUAUGAAACCUCUAAAAUGUACCGUGAUCUCAAACUAAGAGCAGCUUUGAUUCAAAAUAAGCAGCUGAGACUUCUGCCACGUGAGCAAGUUUACGACAAGAUCAACGGAGUCUGGAAUUUAUCCAGUGAUCAGGGUAACCUUGGUACUUUUUUCAUUACUAAUGUGAGAAUUGUUUGGCACGCCAACAUGAACGAAAGCUUCAACGUCAGCAUUCCAUACCUGCAAAUUCGUUCAAUAAGGAUUAGAGAUUCCAAGUUCGGACUUGCACUCGUCAUUGAAAGUUCUCAACAGACAGGUGGAUACGUUCUGGGUUUCAAAAUCGACCCGCUGGACAAGUUACAGGACUCGGUGAAGGAGAUAAAUUCUCUUCACAAAGUCUACUCUGCAAACCCCAUUUUUGGUGUAGAAUAUGAGAUGGAGGAGAAGCCUCAGCCGCUGGAGGAGUUAACUGUGGAGCAGCCGGCAGACGACGUGGAGAUCGAGCCAGAUGAACAGAGUGAUGCUUUCACAGCGUACUUUGCCGAUGGUAACAAGCAACAAGACCGGGAGCCAGUAUUUUCUGAAGAACUCGGUUUAGCGGUGGAGAAGUUAAAAGAUGGAUUCACGCUGCAAAGCCUUUGGGAGGUCAUGAGUUAAACAUGUAAAAAUCACACUAAUAUGCUGUUAAACCUUCAUACAAAGUAUUUUUAUAGUCAAACCCAGGAUUUAUGUUCGUUGUAAAAUAUAUUUAUUUAAUUUAUAGAUUGAAUGUAUCUAGAUGAAUGUAAAUGUAAUAUUAUUCAUAUUCAUGAGUAUGUAGUUAAUAUUAAGAACAUGUCAGUUUAAUGAUGACAUACACUGAUCAACCAU
Molecule: messenger RNA, 1346 nt
Organism: Trichomycterus rosablanca
Lineage: Eukaryota; Metazoa; Chordata; Actinopteri; Siluriformes; Trichomycteridae
Gene: bbs5
Product: Bardet-Biedl syndrome 5
Exons: 12
Coding region: 105-1133 (342 amino acids)
Biological process (GO): cilium assembly; intracellular transport
Cellular component (GO): ciliary basal body; BBSome
Molecular function (GO): phosphatidylinositol-3-phosphate binding
Source: RefSeq, a predicted model, not a curated record